Gastrolobium bilobum is the source of this 357-nucleotide messenger RNA. RefSeq names its product putative lipid-binding protein AIR1B. The transcript has a single exon. Lineage: Eukaryota; Viridiplantae; Streptophyta; Magnoliopsida; Fabales; Fabaceae. The record is from RefSeq and is a predicted model, not a curated record. Bases 1 to 357 code for a protein of 118 amino acids.
AUGGGUUCGAAGGUUGUUGCAUCCAUUGCACUUUUUAUGUCCCUUGGCCUUCUUUUCUUCUCCAUGGUUAGUUAUUCGCAAGAGGUUGGUAUUUGCGUCGUCCUCUUGGUUGACGUCGACGAGGGGAUUGGGAACGACCUUCAGUUUGGGAGCAACGAGGUUAAGAAUGUGUCUCCUCCAUCAACAAAGCCUUGCUGCUCCCAAGUCGCGGCGGGACUUUCUGAUCGUGACGCCGCACAGGCCGUUUGCGACGGAAUCAAGGCCAAUGACUUUGCAGCCGACGUCAACGAUAAUGCUUUUAAACAAUAUUUCAAGGAAUGUGGACGCACCGUGCCCCCUGGCUUCCAUUGCUAUUAA